AUCUGAUUCAUUACACAAAUAUGAAAAUGGUGUUGAUCAGAAAGAGUUGGAUGCUGCUGAUGAUUACGAGUUUAUUAUUACAAAGUAGUAAUGGUUGUUUGAAGCAUGAGAAAAUUGCCCUUUUGCAACUCAAGUCUUCCUUCAAACAUUCUGAUAAUAGCCCCAUGGCGGCUUGGGGAAGUGUUGAUAAUUGUUGUAAUUGGACAAGGGUCGAAUGCAAUCAUAAUACUGGGGAAGUUCAUGAACUCCAUCUUUACUCCUUACAAGAUUCUAAUUCAGAAGAGUGGUAUCUAAAUGCUUCUUUAUUUCUUCCCUUUCAUAAAUUGAAAGUUCUCGAUUUAGGUUCCAACAACAUAGCUGGAUGGAUCAAGAAUGAAGGUGAUGAAGAAUUGCUGAAGUUGAGGAAUCUGGAGCACCUUAGCUUAAGAGGAAAUCUCUUUAAUAACAGUAUUCUAUCAUUCCUCAAAGGGCUCUCAUCUCUCAAAAGUCUGGACGUAAGAAGCAAUCAAUUCCAAGGACCAUUCAAUUUCAAAGAACUACGAACCUUAAAAAGCUUAGAGGAGCUGGACUUGAGUGGAAAUAACAACAUUACAAAAUUUGUGGACUCACCAGGUGCGCUUACAAUCUUGAUUAAUAUGUGUUUUGGUAAUUAUUGA
Molecule: messenger RNA, 656 nt
Organism: Jatropha curcas
Lineage: Eukaryota; Viridiplantae; Streptophyta; Magnoliopsida; Malpighiales; Euphorbiaceae
Source: RefSeq, a predicted model, not a curated record